AUGUCCGGUACCGAGGUCGACGUCUCCCCAAGCAGGCUUAUAUGUUCUGGCUGCUCGGAGUGGAUCAUCUUGGGCGAGCGAUCGACGCACGAAGACAGAUUCAAACCAUGGUUCCAACACCGAAGUCAGUGCGAGCUUGCCCAGAACAUGGAGCUUUCCCUCCUUUUGCGUAAACAGAAGCGGACGUGGACGGAUGCACAUCAGCGUCUUGCGCUCCUUCUGCGAAAACAGAAGAGAACGCUGACGAAAGCACAUCAGCGUUUUGUACUCCUCAAGGCAGACGAGUACGUGGCGGAGGCUCAUCCGCAAAAAGCUCUAUGUCGCGCGUGCAACUCAUGGGUUGCUCUGGGCUCAAAAGGCCAGUACUGUCUCAGGCACUGGCUGUUGCACAGGCGGAAAUGUUCCAAAAUCUUGGAGUCAGAGAGGCUAGCUGAGAAGCCACAAGAGAUAGUGCAGCCUAAGACGAAAGGCGAGGAGCAGCGUAUCUCAUUCCUCCAAGCUGAGUACACAGACGAGAUUCAACCGCAUAAGGUCAGAUGUAGAGGGUGUGGCAAGUGGAUCGCUCUGCGCUCAGAGCAAAGGGCAAGAUAUAACUCUUAUAACUGGAUCAUGCAUAGAGGCCGGUGCAAGGGAAUUCAAGUUGAGGAAGCAGAGAGGCGGGAGGUUGAGCUCCUUUUGACAUAUGCGGACUCUGCAUGUCAUUCAUAAUAUCGUGAGCAUAUCACGUAUAGAGGCCCAUCAUGGCCACCAUCUUAGCUGCAAGGGCAGUUGUAAACAAACUGCCAUUAAACUCGCUGUCUGUGCUGAAGGUAUUCUGCGAUGAGGACAUUAGGCUACUCAAUACUAUAAU
Molecule: messenger RNA, 850 nt
Organism: Coniophora puteana RWD-64-598 SS2
Lineage: Eukaryota; Fungi; Basidiomycota; Agaricomycetes; Boletales; Coniophoraceae
Exons: 4
Coding region: 1-708 (235 amino acids)
Source: RefSeq, a predicted model, not a curated record